This is a messenger RNA of Entrophospora candida, 882 nucleotides long. NCBI's taxonomy places the organism in Eukaryota, Fungi, Glomeromycota, Glomeromycetes, Entrophosporales, Entrophosporaceae. The record is from the annotation of a GenBank genome assembly.
AUGUCAAAUAAUUUAAUUAUUAAAAAAAACAUUUCCGUUGUAUUAAAAUUUAAAAGUUUUAUCAUACGCUCAUAUGCUGAUUUGGCUUACAAUACAAAAACAAAUGAAAAAACCAAUGUUACUAAUGAUAAUAAUCAAACUUAUGAAAGUGUCAUUACUUCUGUAAAACCUGGAAUAAAUUCCACCACUCAAUGGACAAAACAUCACCCUAUACCAGAUCCAAAAUUCGAAGUUGUGUCUCCAGGUACUUUGGGUGCUUUACUUUUGGUUAAAAUUCCACCAAGGUCAGAGAUAUUUGCAUUUCCUGGAGCUGCCAUAUCUGUAUCAAGCAAAAUACACGUGGAACGUACAACUGAAGGAAAUAUAUUAAUUGCUUUAGGUAGAAAAUUUGCUGGUGGAUCUUUAAUCUAUCAUAAAUUCUCAACAGGUCCUGACCCUGGUGAUGUGAUCUUAAGUCCAAAAAAUUUAUCUGAUAUCGCAAAGAUUGAAAUGGAUGGCGAUUCGGAAUAUUAUGUUCGUAAAAAUGCUUUUCUUGCAAGAGGUCCAAGAGUUUCAAUUAAUAUUGGUCAUAUUCGUGGAAUGGGGGCAUUGAAUGCAUUUGCAUACCGUGUUACUGGUAGAGGUACACUAGUAAUUUCAAAUUAUGGAACCAUUCAUAAAUUAGUAUUGAAUCCUGAUGAUGAUUAUUUGGCAUCUUCAUCAUUCCUAGAUUCAAUUAAAAGCAGUCCAACAAUAAGGCCUAUGUUAAAUAGAAUUUGUAAAUUUUCUGUUGCAACGAGAAAAUGGGCUUUUGGUGGUCCAGAAUUUCUAAAAUUAACGGGACCAGGAGAUUUUUAUUUAUCAAGUAGAAUUGAGCCGGUUCUUGGAGGUUUUAAGUUGUAA